AUGACAAACAAAGGCUUCUACAAUAUCAGCGUUGAAAAUACCAAGUCUGGUUUCUAUGUUACAUAUACAUUGAACCCCAUGAAGAAUAUCCUCUCACGUUCCGUCCUAGCUAAGUCUGGAGAAAUUCAGCAAUAUGCACUGCUUGAUGACGCUAAGUGGAACUUGUUCUGGUCUCAACCAAGAGAUCAAUGUGCCGUAUAUGGUCUGUGCGGCGCUUACGGAAACUGCAACCCCAACGAUAUUCAAUUCUGCAGCUGUGUGGAAGGAUUCACCCCCACAGACAUCCAGGCCUGGGAUUCGCGAGAGUCAUGGUCCAGUGGCUGUGUUCGGCAAAGACCCUUAAACUGUGAUACUAAAAAUAGCAGCACGGACGGAUUCCUCGAGCCGAGCGUCACGUCGCCUAAUGUUGAUUCCGCUUCCUCAUACCCUGCAACCACAAAGAAUGAUUGCCAGAAAGCCCGCCUCCUCAAUUGCUCGUGCACUGCGUUUACUUUCAAACCGCCUUUCAGGCCGUGCCAAAUCUGGUCAGGAGAUUUGUUAAAUAUGUAUAAAAGUGAACCCAAAAGCAAUUGA
This is a messenger RNA of Cryptomeria japonica (Japanese cedar), 573 nucleotides long. RefSeq names its product G-type lectin S-receptor-like serine/threonine-protein kinase At2g19130. Bases 1 to 573 code for a protein of 190 amino acids. Gene Ontology annotation, biological process: recognition of pollen. The transcript has a single exon. The record is from RefSeq and is a predicted model, not a curated record. Lineage: Eukaryota; Viridiplantae; Streptophyta; Pinopsida; Cupressales; Cupressaceae.